UCAUUCUUCCCUUCUUACAGCCAAAAGACAUUAUCCUGAGUAUGGUAGCUUGGAUUUGAGGAGAGAGUGCAAAAGAAGUAAUGGUCGCUGUAGAAAUCAAUGCUUUGAAAAUGAAAUUAGGAUUGCUUUCUGCAUAAGACCCGGAACCCACUGCUGCAUCUAG
Molecule: messenger RNA, 163 nt
Organism: Nannospalax galili (Upper Galilee mountains blind mole rat)
Lineage: Eukaryota; Metazoa; Chordata; Mammalia; Rodentia; Spalacidae
Product: beta-defensin 110-like
Exons: 1
Biological process (GO): innate immune response
Cellular component (GO): extracellular region
Source: RefSeq, a predicted model, not a curated record